GCGGGCAUACCCAGUGGUGGCAAGCCCUCCCUCCCAAGGCACAGUGCUCCCGUCUGCUCCCAACAAACCAUACACUCUAGCCAUGGCCAAGGACUUUAAGGAGAAGCCCCGUGAGGAGAAGGAUGAGGUGUUUGGCCUGCCCGAGCUUAUUAAGUGGAUGAGCCAGGACUGGGCAAAAGACCCCAGGCUCGCCCCAUUAAUGGAGGAGAAGUACCAGCCGUUAUAUAAGUAUGGUGGUGUCGUGCUGCUGAGUCUCUACCUGGUGUUCGGCUACGGUGCUCAGCUCCUCUGCAACAUCAUUGGCUUCGUCUACCCCUCCUACUGCAGCAUCAAGGCACUAGAGUCGGCCAAGAAGGAGGACGACACUCGCUGGCUCACCUACUGGGUUGUGUUUGCACUCUUCUCAGUCACAGAAUUCUUCUCAGACAUCCUUCUCUCUUGGUUCCCCCUGUACUGGCUGGCAAAGUGUCUGUUCCUGGUGUGGUGCUUCAUGCCGGUGACCUGGAAUGGCUCCGACGUGAUCUACACCCGCAUCAUCCGGCCAUUCUUCAUCCGCCACCAGACCAGCAUCGACUCCACCAUGUCCAAGGUCUCGGAGAAGCUUGACAAGUUCGCUGGGGAGGCUACCAAGGUGGCCGCUGAGGCUGUCAAGUCUGAUUAAGGUAUGCUUGGAGCUGCCAGAGGGAGGGACUGUGUUGCUGGCAUCGCUUGCUUUCACUCACACAAACAACAGCCAGCCAGACAGCAAGACAGCCGGCCAGCCAAGCAGCCAGUCAGCCAGCCAGUGUGUACUGUGCUUGUAAGAAGUUUAUGGUAGUUAAUAAUUAUGAUAAUCAAAUGAGGGAUGUAUUCUUGCUGCCACCACUCAUGUGUACAUAGAAAUCAAGCUACCACACACACCUGUACACACACACACACACACACACACACACACACACACACACACACACACACACUCAGUAAUCCUCUGCUUUUUGUUACAAUCUUACUCUGUCUCAGACUUAUAAAAGACACAAAUGCCAAUCUAUCGAGCUUGUAUCCCUGUAGUGUGGCCCUCCACCGGUAAUGAGCACAGCUUGCUUGCCUGCUCUGUGACUCAGUGUUAGAGGAAAUACCCUUUGGCUAGAAGCUGCAGCCUUACAUUAUUAGUAGAUAUUUAAUGAUGUGAUGAUUCAGUCUUGUUCAACAUUUGUCUUCUCUUAUUCGGAGAUGCUGCUUAUCCUCGCCUCAAAGUUGUCUCUCCCAAGGUAAUGACAUGUUGUGGAGAAGUAAAUUUAACUGCCUGUAAAGCCUGGAGGGGCAGCACCAAGGUACAAUGAAAGUACCGACAGCAGCUGUGAUAAUACUUUUUUUGUCAUGUACCAAAUUGGUACUGUUGGUACAUCAUUAACUAUGCUUUGUACCAGUACCAGUACAUUUUGUUUAUCUUUUCACUCAUCAUGUGAUAAAAAACUUUUGAAGGCAACAUAUGUUCAGUAUGGUGGUAUCUUUUUAAAUUUGGAUCAUGUCAACAGACACCUAUAGAGUGCACCCAACACCUCGCUGUAUUUUGCUGUUUGGUGCCAGAAAGUUAGCACGGCGGCCAUGAUGCUGCGCCCCAUUCAGCUCAAACUGACACUUGAACUCCUCACUCCCACCCAGAUUCCUGACACCACCCUUUGAUACAGCUUUUGGCAGGUGCUGGUACCAGUAGUGGCAGUACUUUUUGAGUACUGGGUGUCCACCUCUGCUGAAGAGUAUAUCCAUGUAAAAGUUACUUAGCUUUAAAAAGACUGCAUGAACAAUUGACUUCUACAUGAGUGUCCACUGAAAUUGAUGGAAUAUGUGUACCAGUGUUUAAAUUCCUUCCUUAGCUAAACUAUUCCAUAAGGGAUAAAAGGUUUUGUGCUAUGAGUUAAAUAUUGAACAUGUCAGAAAAAUUCACUCCUAAUGCUGCCAGUUAGAGCACAAAGAGUUGCCAGUUCAGUAGAUUGGUAAAGUAGUUAGUCUAGUCACAUUGAAAGCUACUCUGCUCCUUCCUACACCACCCCCUUGCUCUCUUAGAGGCUUGAUUUUCAGUAACUCAUCAGCCUUGGGCCUCUGUGCCUCCAGUGUUUGUAUAUCAAGGGCCGAGGUCAGCUUUUUCCUUCCUCAGUCUGAUCUUUAGCCCACCAACGCCUCAUUACCUUGUAAAGGCAUUAUUGAGUUAAGUCCUUAGUGUUGGGCCUUUGUGCCUCCAGUGUUUGUAUAUCAAGGACGGAGGAGCUGCUUGAGUCACAGAGUCCAGUGUAUCAUCGCUACCUUUGUGUGUUACUCACUUUGCUGUGCUGCUCUCGAGGCGUCGCAGUGUCUUCCGCCACUGCCGACCAAGACAAGACAACGCCCUCUUUUUCACAUCCUUUUUAUGGGAUAAAUAAACUUUUUCAGGAAGAA
Messenger RNA from Eriocheir sinensis (Chinese mitten crab), 2412 nucleotides. RefSeq names its product receptor expression-enhancing protein 5-like. NCBI's taxonomy places the organism in Eukaryota, Metazoa, Arthropoda, Malacostraca, Decapoda, Varunidae. The record is from RefSeq and is a predicted model, not a curated record. The transcript is spliced from 5 exons. Bases 83 to 661 code for a protein of 192 amino acids.